AUGCAUGGAUGCGAUGCUUUUGCUUUGCUUGCCACCAUCCGACUCUGCCACUACACAGUGCCAAACGCCAGCUACUACUCUACUCCACCCGCAGCACUCGAGCCAUGCAUAUAUGAUUGCGCCGUGCAGGGUAACGUCACAGGACUGCUUUGCUUUCAGCAAACAACAGACACCUCCAGUCCCUCGACCACUGUGCUUUCGCGGCCGAGUGCAGAAUAG
Plenodomus lingam JN3 is the source of this 219-nucleotide messenger RNA. Lineage: Eukaryota; Fungi; Ascomycota; Dothideomycetes; Pleosporales; Leptosphaeriaceae. The record is from RefSeq and is a predicted model, not a curated record.